Molecule: messenger RNA, 3339 nt
Organism: Penaeus vannamei (Pacific white shrimp)
Lineage: Eukaryota; Metazoa; Arthropoda; Malacostraca; Decapoda; Penaeidae
Source: RefSeq, a predicted model, not a curated record
UAUAAAUGGCAGCUAAAGCGCUUGGGAAAGCACAUCUUCAAGAUGAUGUCUUUCAUGAUAAUUCUUGGGAUGGUGGCUGCAACUGCAGUUGCCAUGCCCACAAAUGUGCCUGAUUGUUCUGGUGAGGGCAGGUUCCCCAACCCAAAUACGUGUGGUGGAUUCUACGACUGCAUACAAGAUGACAAUGGGGGCUAUGAAUUAUCUUUUGAUGACUGUAAUGGAUUCGUCUUCAACACUACCUCCAGGACGUGCAGCAGUGAGAUGUGUCUUUCAAGGAGUGAGCGGAGUGUGACUAAUGCAUAUCCCAGGUACUCUUACUUGUGUGAAGGUCAGCCUGAUGACUUUGUGUGCGCCGACUGCAGAACCAUGGUCAUGUGUGUGAAAGGUCAGGCCUUUGCCCGCCAGUGCAUCAGUGGGAGGUCUUGUAGUAUCAAGGCAGCCUUUGGGGGUGCAGUGUGCUACCCAGGUCAUCCUGCUGCAUGCACCUGCCAGAGCGCGGACUCGUUUGUCCGCGAUCUGUAUGACCCACAGAAGUUCUUCAGCUGCUCUGGCAUCGGAGUACUCCCCGAGAUCCACGUUUGCCCUGAUGGCAUGGUGUUUGACGAGACCCUUGUGCAGUGUCGCAACCAAGCCAGUCUUCCAGCUUGCAGACGGCCUGGUGUCUUUGCAAACCUUGAUGACUGCUCUGAAUAUUACUCGUGCAUCUCGCUUCAAUCUGGGUGGCUGCAGAGGCUGUUCAUGUGCCCAAAUGGAACCUUGUUCAACGAGGCAACGGGAGCUUGUGAAGAUCCUUGCAAGCGGACAAUGGUGUGCUAUGAGGAAGGCAGGUUCCCAGAUCCCCUCGACCGCCGUAGCUACUACGAAUGCCUGAUUAUUGGUGGGCUGAUGAAGCGUGCCCGGUACCAGUGCCCCCAUGGUUAUGUGUGGAAAGCUAACGACUCUGGUGAUGGAGGAGCGUGUGUGGAGGACCACGAGAUGAAUCUGUAUGACUACUUCACCCGCUGUAGCAUUCCACAGGGGAUGUGUCCUGAUGAGACUACAGAUCCCUGUCUGGCAAACAACGGCGGCUGCAAUGCCAAUGCAGACUGCUUAACAAUUAAUGGAGGUGUGAGUUGCACUUGCAGAGCAGGGUACAGUGGUGAUGGAUAUACAUGUAUAGAUGUUGAUGAAUGUGCUGUGGCCAACGGCGGAUGUUCUGCAAGUGCCACGUGUACAAACUCUGAUGGCAGUUUCCAGUGCAGUUGCUCAGCAGGAUACACUGGUGACGGCUUCACCUGCAUUGAUGUUGACGAGUGCUUGGUUGCCAAUGGUGGAUGUGGUGCUAAUGCUUUGUGUAGCAAUACUCCAGGCAGCCGUGACUGCACCUGUAAAUCAGGGUUCACUGGGGAUGGCCUAGUUUGCACAGACGUUGACGAGUGUCUGGUGGCUAAUGGUGGAUGCCAUGCUAAUGCGGACUGUAAAAAUGAUGUUGGUGGCAGAACUUGCACAUGUCAUCCUGGAUACACUGGUGAUGGACUUCAGUGUACUGACACGGAUGAAUGUUUAGUUGCCAACGGUGGCUGUGAUGCAAAUGCCCGUUGCAGCAAUACUCCAGGCAGCCGUGACUGCACCUGUAAAUCAGGGUUCACUGGGGAUGGCCUAGUUUGCACAGAUGUGGAUGAGUGUUUGGUAGCUAAUGGUGGGUGCCAUGCUAAAGCUAAGUGUACAAACACUGCUGGCAGCAGAACUUGUUCUUGCCUUGCUGGUUAUACAGGUGAUGGAAAAGUGUGCCAGCCCCUCAAGUGCCCUGUUGGUUUUGCUGGUGAAGGUGCAGAGUGUGCUCCGGACUCUGACCUUGAUGGCUACCCAGACACUGAACUGAGCUGUUCAAGCAAGUACUGCCGUAAGGAUAACUGCGUCAAUAGGCCCAACUCCGGACAAGAGGAUGCCGAUGGUGAUAAGAUUGGCGAUGCUUGUGAUAAUGAUGCUGAUGGAGAUGGACAUGACAAUAAUAAGGAUAACUGUCCCCUGAUAGCCAACCCUGGCCAAAGCGACAAGGAUAAGGAUAAACGUGGAAAUAAAUGUGACAACUGCCCUGAUGACUCCAACCCCAACCAAAGCGAUAUUGAUGGGGACGGAAAAGGCGACAAAUGCGACAACGAUAUUGAUAAUGAUGGAUUGCUAAAUGGUGCAGACAAUUGUCCUAAGGUAGCUAAUGGCAACCAAGCUGACAGUGAUGGAGAUGGUAUUGGAGAUGCUUGCGACAACUGCCCUCAGCACGCCAACAAAGGGCAAAGUGAUAAGGAUGAAGAUCUCCUAGGGAAUGCCUGUGAUGAUGACGUGGACACUGACAGUGAUGGUGUGGAGGACAGUGUGGACAACUGUCCAAAUGUGGCCAAUAGUGACCAGCAAGACGUAGAUGGUGAUGGUAAAGGUGAUGCAUGUGAUACAGACAAUGACAAUGAUGGUGUACUUGACAAGAAUGACAACUGCGAACUAAUCCCAAAUAAGCAGCAGAAGGAUACCGACGGGGAUGGUUUUGGUGACGCCUGCAGUGAUGACAAGGAUGGUGACAAGGUUUUAGAUCCGGAUGACAACUGCAUUUAUAACCCUAAUGUACACAGCACCGACUUCAGACAUCUGCAAAUGGUGGCACUAGACCCGCAAACGGCAUCUACUCCGGUAUUCGUCUAUGACAACGGUGCAGAAAUUCAUCAGACCGUGAACUCUGACCCAGCUAUAGCAGUGGGUGACCACGUUCUGGGCGAUGUCGACUUUGAGGGGACCUUCUUCAUUGAAGACACGAGUGAUGACGAUUUUGUUGGCUUUAUAUUCGGUUACCAAAGCAAUGCCAAGUUCUAUGUUGUGAGUUGGAAAAAAGCACCACAAAACUGGUUCAACAAGGCCGAGAGAGGCGUUACUCUGAAGCUAGUAAACUCUAACACGGGCCCUGGCACGAAACUUAGGGAUGCCUUGUGGUUCACUGGGUCUACACCAAACCAGGCACAAUUGCUCUGGCAUGAUGGCAGCCUUGGAUGGAAACCCAAGGUUGCCUACCGCUGGCUGCUUCACCACCGGCCUGAUAUUGGAACCAUAAGGUUCUACUUGUACCAGGGAAAUAACCAGGUCAUGGACUCUGGAAACAUUUAUGACAGCACCCUGAAAGGAGGCAGACUGGGACUCUUCUGCUUCUCCCAGGAAGAAAUUAUAUGGUCCAACAUGGAGUAUAAAUGUGGAGAGGGUGUACCCCAGGCGAUGUUCAAUGACUUGCCUGCAAACCUACAGAAUCAGGUUCUGAGCUCUUAAAUUAAUUUCGAGUAAACGGACUAGAUGGUCUUGCACACGGAUCGACACGUCUUG